This is a messenger RNA of Humulus lupulus (European hop), 2844 nucleotides long. RefSeq names its product subtilisin-like protease SBT3.8. Gene Ontology annotation, biological process: proteolysis. Bases 188 to 2617 code for a protein of 809 amino acids. The record is from RefSeq and is a predicted model, not a curated record. Lineage: Eukaryota; Viridiplantae; Streptophyta; Magnoliopsida; Rosales; Cannabaceae. The transcript is spliced from 9 exons. Gene Ontology annotation, molecular function: serine-type endopeptidase activity.
CCGGCCGCCUGAGACCGUUGUAUAUAAAGCAGUGGGAUGAAAGAAAUGUUUGUUUAGCAUAAAUUUUCAGUCUGUCAUUUUUGGUUUAUAAUUGGCUUGAAAGAAAUGUUUGUUUAGCUUAGAUUCAUCUGAGAUCAACCCUUUUAUAUUACUUCGUACUUAUCUGGUUUUGAGAAGAAGAGACACAAUGGAUUUCCCACUACUUGCUACUCCAUUGCUACUUUUACUAUGCCUUAUCUUUGUUCUGCAUGACCACACAACCACAACAAUGGUGGAGGCCAAGACUAACAAUGUUCACAUUGUUUAUAUGGGAGAAAAACAGCACGUGGAUCCUGAUUUUGUCACUGAUUCACAUCUUAACUUGCUUGCCAAAAUAGUUGGAAGUAAAGAGAGGGCUUCGGAAUUGAUGGUAUACAGUUACAGACAUGGCUUCUCUGGUUUUGCAGCUAAGCUCACUGAGUCUCAGGCUCAAGAUAUUGCUGAGUUGCCGGGUGUUGUUCGAGUCAUACCAAAUAGCCUCCACAGGCUGCAAACAACGAGGACUUGGGAUUCUCUUGACCUCACUACUCAAGCUCCUUCUAAUCUUCUUCACAAAAGCAACAAUGGCGAUGGAGUUAUUAUAGGCAUAUUCGACACAGGAAUAUGGCCAGAGUCUAAAUCCUUCAGCGAAAAUGGGCUUGGCCCAGUUCCGUCUCGCUGGAAAGGGGUCUGCGAGUCCGGCGAAAGCUUCGAUCCCACAAAGCACUGCAACCAAAAAAUCAUCGGAGCUCGGUGGUUUGUAAAAGGGUUCUUGGCCGAGUACGGUAAGCCCCUAAACGCAUCAGGGGAGAUCGAGUACUUGUCCGCAAGAGACGCAAAUGGGCACGGCACGCACACGGCCAGUACGGCCGCCGGUUCGUUUGUGGGUAAUGUCAGCUACAAAGGCCUUGCCAACGGCACGGCACGCGGCGGUGCUUCGAACGCACGCGUGGCCGUAUACAAGGUGUGUUGGAACUUCCAAGGCGGGCAGUGUUCGUCGGCGGAUAUACUUAAGGCGUUUGAUAAAGCCAUACACGACGGAGUCGAUGUGUUGUCGCUCUCGAUUGGGUUUCAGAUUCCUAUGUUUUCGGAUGUGGAUGAACGAAACGGCAUCGCAACGGGGUCGUUUCAUGCUGUGGCGAGGGGGAUUAGUGUAGUUUGUGCAGCUGGGAACAGCGGGCCUUCAGCUCAGACUGUUCAGAACACUGCUCCUUGGAUUUUGACCGUGGCGGCAAGCUCCAUAGAUCGAGAGUUUCUUACUUCUAUUACUCUAGGAAACAAUAAAACUUUAACGGGAAAGGCUAUCUAUGACGGGAGGGGGGUCGGUCUGACUGGCUUGUUAUAUCCAGAGUCAAACGGGCUUGAUCCUACUGCAUCAGGAGUUUGUGAAGCUCUUCAACUAAAUCAGACCAAUGUUGCUGGACAAGUGGUGCUCUGCUUCACCUCAAUGACUCGACCAGUUACUAUAAUGAGUGCUGCGGCCGCUGUGAAAGCUGCCGGUGGAGUUGGUCUUAUUGUAGCCAAGCAUCCAACGAGUGGCUUAUACCCAUGUCCUGGUGAUUUCCCUUGUAUUGAAGUUGAUUAUGAGGUUGGCACCAAAAUUCUCUUUUACAUUCGGUCUACCAGGUUAGAUGAUCGAUAUUAUCAUCCUUGUUUCUUUGUGUUUUGUUCUUUUAAGAAAAAAAAGAAAGUAAUUUUUGUUUUCUUUUCACACAGAAUCCCUCUUGCUAAGUUGAGCCCUUCUAAAACAGUUGUCGGAAGACCUUUAUCAGCUCAAGUGGCCCAAUUUUCAUCAAGGGGACCUAACUCCAUUGAACCUGCAAUCCUCAAGCCAGAUAUAACUGCGCCUGGUGUGAACGUCUUAGCUGCAACUUCUCCUCAUGACCGAUUUGCGGAUGGGGAAUUCGUCAUGCACUCAGGAACUUCCAUGUCAACUCCUCACAUUUCAGGCAUUGUAGCUCUUCUGAAAGCACUGCAUCCCACUUGGUCUCCUGCUGCCAUUAAAUCAGCACUUGUCACAACUGCAUGGAGGACUAGUCCAUCUGGUUCACCAAUAUUUGCAAAAGGGUCGCCCCCAAAACUGGCUGAUCCAUUCGACUAUGGAGGAGGCAUUGUAAAUCCAAAUGCAGCAGCUGACCCUGGACUAGUGUACGACAUGGACAUGGCUGACUGCAUUCAUUAUCUCUGUGCAAUGCAUUACAACAACUCUGUUAUAUCUCAGCUCACAGGGAAUGUGACAAAUUGUCCAAUUCGAAAACUGUCUGUUCUAGAUGUUAACUUACCUUCUAUUAUCAUACCAAGCAUUAGGAGUACUUCCAUUACAGUAACACGAACAGUCACAAAUGUUGGAGCUCAAAACUCCACUUAUAGACCAACAAUUGAGCCUCCAUCUGGUAUAGUUGUCUCAGUAAGACCUGAUGUCUUGACAUUCAACUCUACGGUUAAGAAGGUCUCCUUCAAGGUCACAUUCUCCACAACUCUCCAAAUGAAUACUCAGUACUUGUUUGGGAGCUUAACUUGGUCUGAUAGAGUGCAUUUUGUGAGGAUUCCUUUGGCUGUGAGAACAGAGAUGUUUCAACCUUAUGGUGACGAGUAUUAAGGCUACUUAUUUAUAGGGAUAAUAUUAUAUAUAAUUAAUCUCAUGGGUACCAAGCCAUGAGGGCCACCCACUACACUGAAGGUGUGGUGGUUUAUUGUGAAAAAAUUGAUAAUACUAAUCUGCCGGUCAAUAAAUUUGCCAUUAUUCCAUGGUGUAAAUAAAACUUUCUGAGGGGAGUUUAUUUUAAUUUCUUAAUAAAAUUUCUCUGAUCCGGUUCUAUUUAUUUA